Molecule: messenger RNA, 823 nt
Organism: Eutrema salsugineum
Lineage: Eukaryota; Viridiplantae; Streptophyta; Magnoliopsida; Brassicales; Brassicaceae
Product: LOB domain-containing protein 31
Exons: 2
Coding region: 21-734 (237 amino acids)
Biological process (GO): hormone-mediated signaling pathway; positive regulation of DNA-templated transcription
Cellular component (GO): nucleus
Source: RefSeq, a predicted model, not a curated record
CGACGACACUGCUUCACCAUAUGCCUCACCAAACAGAAUAUUACGUUUCGACGAAAAAGAUGAGCGGAAGCACCAUCGGCGGUGCAAGUCCGUGCGGCGCAUGCAAAUUUUUACGGCGGAAAUGCGUAGCGGAAUGCAUAUUCGCUCCCUACUUUGACUCGGAGGAAGGGACGGCUCAUUUCGCGGCGGUGCACAAGGUUUUCGGGGCCAGCAACGCCUCCAAGCUCCUCUUCAUGAUUCCGGCCAGCCGGAGACUUGAUGCCGUCGUCACGCUUUCUUAUGAGGCUUUGGCUAGGCUUAGCGAUCCUGUCUACGGAUGCGUUGGUCACAUCUUCGCCCUUCAACACCAGGUGAUGAAUCUAGAGGCGGAGCUAGCCAUGGUCCAAACUCAGCUCUCAACCCUUCAAGGCCUUCCUCCUCCGAACCCUCAAAAGAGUUCACCGACAGAAGCAGUCUCUUCAUCUAAUGCACCACUCGUUGCUUCUGUCGACAAUAACAAAAUCAACAACGUCGUGUCUUCCUCCUUGUUACACGUCGCUCAUGGUAUGUCCCAACAGCAACAACAACAGCCAAAAGAUGAUAUUGAGGUCUCAACAGAGUCGGUGAAUUUUAGCACAUUGUUCGGCCUGGACGAUCCAUUAAUGGACCAGGGCGGUGAUCUCAACGCGCUUGCCCGUGAGUUUUUCUCUAAGUAUUUGACGGAAGUCAAACUCCGACCAUCUUCUCCGGUCUAACUAUGUUAGCUGCAGACCUUAAUUAUAUAAGUUAGAUCUCUCUCUCUCUUAAUUUAUUUUGUACUAACCGUGCAGCCGAGUAACUUAAA